AAUAUUACUAAACAAAUAAGUCCUAAAGAAACACAAAUUUCAAGAAGAUAAACUAGCAGUUUAAGAAAAUGCCUGGAGGAUCUGUGAAUGGUAGGCCUUUUCGAGAGACCGUAGAUUCAUAUUCACGGACUGGUAUUCCAUGUGGUAACCCAAGACGUUAUCAGAGUCAUGAUGUGGUGCGAAUGGAGGCUGGAGUGCGGUCAAGGUCGAAGGUCAUUGAUGGUCCGCUGGAGUCCAUUGAAACUGAAGGCCAAAGACAACUCAAAUCUAUGCUCCAGAAACAAUUGGACACAAAAGUGACUUUACAACAACAAUUGGGACAAAAGCGAGAGUUUUCAAAAGGAGCAGAUUAUUUAGCGUCUCCAGAAGAAUUGUCAGGGACAAGAAACCUAAGUGACUUCAUUGCAGUUGGAGAAGUGGAUAAAUAUAUUGAAGAAAUGAAAAAUCUUGGACUGACCCACGAAGAAAUUUUGUACAAGUUACAAAUGGAGAAUGAUGGAAGUUUGCUAAAGAAAGGUAGAUUGAGUAACCCUGACUUUACUGCAUCAAAGUUGGCAGAGAUUAAUGACAAGAUAGCUCAGAAAAAACAAAAUCUCUCAAAACCUGACAGCUUUUCAAAUGUGAAGCCAUUAUCCAGACAUGAAAUGGACCUUGAAAAUGCAAUAGCUACAGCGAGUUCUCAAAAUAAAUUCCUCCACAAAACUCUUAUAAAGGAAAAAGAAACUAGUCCAAAUGAUCCCUUGAAUUGUAUACCAGAAAUUCUUGAAAAGUUUUCCAGUGAUGCACGUCUUGAUACCAAAAAACACAGAAAGAUGGACAAGAAAAGUUAUAAAAAAGAGUGUACGCUAGAGUGCUGCAAUCCAACAUUUAUUUCAGAAUGUCCAGAAUGUAGCAGACGCAAACUUGAUAAUUCACAAACUGAAAGCGAGGCUUGCUCAUCAUGUGACACAUCAUGUGAUCAAUGUCAGAUGACAUGUGACCAUGAAAUAAAAAUUCAAACUUGUGAAGAAAAACCAGCAGACUAUGUAUCAAAAAUUGAAGAAAAAAGUACUGAAAAUAGACCGAAACUAGAGAAGAAAAUUCAUCAAAAGUCAACUUCUUUUACAGUAAAAUCUAUGAAAAAUACAGGAAUUUCUAAGCCAAAUAUGCCAGACAAUUUCAGUGUACUAGAUAAUCAAGAUGCAGAAAAAAUAAGAGAAAUAGAAAAUGUUGAAGCCAUUCCUGAGAGUGCAAUCAGACAAUAUAAACUGACUGCUGAGGAAGUGAAAAAGUUACCAAGAUUUGAAAUGUACUCCCCAGGAGAACCUAGUCAUGUGCUAUUUGUUAAGAAUCUAUCCCCAAAAGUCAGAGAACAAGAUCUGGCGUCACUUUUUAUACAGUUUCAAGAUGAUGAUAAUGAUAGAAUUGUGUUUAAACUUCUUAACGGACGGAUGAAAGGACAGGCCUUUGUUACUUUUAGCAGCACAGAUAAAGCAAGUCAGGCCCUGGAACUUGUUCAUGGAUAUGAUUUUAAAGGGAAACCUGUUAUAAUUCAGUUUGGAAGAAAAUCGUCAUGACAACAUGUUGAUAUGUUUAAUAUAACUGGAAGUGUCAUAUGGAAAUGCUGUAAAUGCCCACAAAAGCUGUGAAAACGUUUAAAUAAGAUUACUAAUAAUAUGUUCAAAUUCAUCUGAGAUAUAAAUUAAUUUGUGACUGAUUAAGAAUGUUGUAUUUACAUUAUGUUGCAUUAUAAACCAAAUUUUGAUAUCUUUAUUUGCUGAACUGGGAUUCAAAGCAAAUAAUUUAAGAUUGUAUCCUGUAAAUAUGUUGACCUCAUUCUGUUUACUAUUUAUUAAAAA
Ruditapes philippinarum (Manila clam) is the source of this 1838-nucleotide messenger RNA. Its product is annotated as RNA-binding protein 41-like. NCBI's taxonomy places the organism in Eukaryota, Metazoa, Mollusca, Bivalvia, Venerida, Veneridae. The record is from RefSeq and is a predicted model, not a curated record. Gene Ontology annotation, molecular function: pre-mRNA intronic binding; U12 snRNA binding. Gene Ontology annotation, biological process: mRNA splicing, via spliceosome. The coding region runs from base 69 to 1556 and encodes 495 amino acids. Gene Ontology annotation, cellular component: U12-type spliceosomal complex. The transcript is spliced from 7 exons.